AUGGUCCCCCACCAGUCUCAAAAAUGGUAUCACCGCUGGGCCUGGUACGAACCGGGCAUGUCAAAGGCAGAGAAACUCCUGUUGUUCAAGUUGGAUUUGAUGAUUUUGACCUUUGGUUGCUUGACAUUCUUUACCAAGUUUCUUGAUCUUCAAGCUUUCCAAAAUGCCUAUGUCACGGGCAUGAAGGAGACGACACACAUGGAGGGUAAUGAUCUACAGUAUACGACGGGUGUUUUUCAAGCUGGCUACUGUUUGGCCAUGAUCCCUUCAAAUCUCUUGCUCACACGUGUCCCCCCGAACAUCCUCAUCCCGUCAUUUGAAUUGGUCUGGGGUGUUUUGACCCUGCUUACGGCCUUUGUUAAAGACGUCAAGCACGUGUACAUUGUGCGAUUCUUUAGUGGCAUUUUUGAAUGUGUUGCAUAUCCAGGCGUCAUUUAUUGCAUUGGCUGCUGGUACAAACGUUCAGAGAUUUCUCGUCGCCUCAGCCUUUUCUAUAUCUCUGGACCUCUUGGUACCAUGUUUGCUGGCUAUUUUCAGGCUGCGUGUUACUCUCAUCUCAAUGGCAAAAACGGUCUUGAGGGCUGGAGUUGGCUCUUUAUUGUUUGCGGAUGCAUCACCUUGCCUGUUGCUAUCUUCGGUGCCAUUGUCUUUCCAGCCCGCCCGGAUUCAGCGAGGCCGAGCUGGUGGCUCACGGCGGACCAGAUUGAUCUGGCGCGUAGCCGAAUGGCAUUGGACGGAAAUAAUGCGCCCAAGGUCAAAUUGAGCGGAGCGGCCAUUGCAAAGACAUUCAAAUCGUGGCGGUGGUAUGCUUUUGUGCUGCUCUACAUUGUCUUCAACCAGGCAAUGAUUACCAACGGUCAACCUUUCAGUCUGUAUCUGAAGGCACACAACCAUGUCUAUUCGGAAACGCAGAUCAACGAUCUACCCACUGGACAGAGCGCCAUAUCCAUUAUUACUGCGCUCAUUGCUUGCUACUGGGCUGACGCGUCCGGGCUUCGCUGGCUCCCUUCUUUUUGCAUCUGCAUUUGCAUGACUGUUGGCUCCAUAUGCAUGGCGGUCUGGCAUAUUCCCGUCGGACUCAAAUUUUUCGCCUUUUAUAUUGCCGGAAUGGGAGGUGCCCUGAAUCCGCUUUUCAUGUCUUGGUCAUCCGAAGUCACAAUCAACUCCGCCGAGGAACGAGCUAUUGUCAUUGCCAGCAUGAAUGCUUUCGGUCAAGCAUUGCUUGCCGGUCUCAACAUUGUAACCUUUCCCACGCCCAAAGCUCCUCGCUUCGAGUUUGGAUGGUACUGGGUCAUGGCCAACAAUAUUGCUCAAAUUUUCCUGGUUGUGGGCAUCCAGUUCCUCUACCGGCGCGAUAAGCAAAAGAUUCAAAUCAUAGAAGGAACAGAUAGUCCUGCUGGAGAUGACUACGAACGUUCGGUCGAAAUCACCACCAAAAAGGACAUUGAGCCGUAA
Molecule: messenger RNA, 1455 nt
Organism: Xylona heveae TC161
Lineage: Eukaryota; Fungi; Ascomycota; Xylonomycetes; Xylonales; Xylonaceae
Product: MFS general substrate transporter
Exons: 7
Coding region: 1-1455 (484 amino acids)
Biological process (GO): transmembrane transport
Cellular component (GO): membrane
Molecular function (GO): transmembrane transporter activity
Source: RefSeq, a predicted model, not a curated record